Molecule: messenger RNA, 556 nt
Organism: Salvelinus namaycush (lake trout)
Lineage: Eukaryota; Metazoa; Chordata; Actinopteri; Salmoniformes; Salmonidae
Product: gibberellin-regulated protein 14-like
Exons: 3
Source: RefSeq, a predicted model, not a curated record
UUCCAGUGUCAACACCAAGCCCCCUGUAGUACCUGUAGUCAACACCAAGCCCCCUGUAGUUCCUGUAGUCAACACCAAGCUCCCUGUAGUUCCUGUAGUCAACACCAUGCCCCCUGUAGUUCCAGUGUCAACACCAAGCCCCCUUUCCAGUGUCAACACCAAGCCCCCUGUAGUACCUGUAGUCAACACCAAGCCCCCUGUAGUACCUGUAGUCAAGACCAAGCCCCCUGUAGUUCCUGUAGUCAACACCAAGCCCCCUGUAGUUCCUGUAGUCAACACCAAGCCCCCUGUAGUUCCAGUGUCAACACCAAGCCCCCUUUCCAGUGUCAACACCAAGCCCCCUGUAGUACCUGUAGUCAACACCAAGCCCCAUGUAGUACCUGUAGUCAACACCAAGCCCCCUGUAGUACCUGUAGUCAACACCAAGCCCCCUGUAGUACCUGUAGUCAAGACCAAGCCCCCUGUAGUUCCUGUAGUCAACACCAAGCCCCCUGUAGUUCCUGUAGUCAACACCAAGCCCCCUGUAGUUCCAGUGUCAACACCAAGCCCCCUGUAG